UGAAGAACUGAAACAUUUGAGUCUUCUGGGUAUUUCUUUAGCAAUGGAAUGCUGUGGCCUGGUUAAUAAACAACCCAAUCUCUGGUUUGUCUGCUAGAAGAGGACGGAGCAGAUUGCAGAGCUUUAGUUGCUGUUGCAUCUGUUGGAGGUGAAACUUUUCCAGUGUCUUCAUUUAUUCAUGAGCUUGCUCCUGCUCGCUGAUAAGUGCUUCAUAAAGCCUUCACCGGUGGGCAGAGAACGGGGACAAGGCGCAUCUGUGGAGCAAACAAGCAGCGUCUAACUACAGCCAUCAUGAAGAAGCAGCUGUGGUCACUCGCCUGCAUGUUUCUUCCUUUUGCAGGAUUUCUGUUGACAUGCAUCGGAGCUUACCUGCUGUCUAUGCAAAAUGUGAAUGACUUCCUUUGGAGAUCUAUCAUUAUUUAUAUUAUGAUCGCCAUUGGCUUGCUGUCCAUGAUUUUUGGGGUCUUCCUGAGCCUCUGCCACAGCAUGAAGAGCAAAUUAUACCAAAGAAGGCAUGUGGAGCAAAUGCAUGUCUUUACUGUACACAGGCCAAGCACCUUUCCUCCAUUAUACGAAGAGUGUCAGGGAAGCCAGGACUUCUCUGUCUGUACGCCUCAGGUGGUUGUCCCAACCGAUGGAAUGUACAUGUCGAUGAGUCUGGCUCCUCCAUUGUACAGCCAGAAUAAUUCAGAGAUUACAGACCCCUCUUGGUGCUGGGAACAGCCUCCUCCAUACAGUCAGGCUGUAGAAAUGCAGCAAGGACAGGGACACCAGGGAGAGCAGGAGGAGGCCGCAUCUGCACACUGACACAACCCAUUCUGUUUUCCAGUUGAAGGAAUAGAGACUUUUAGAUUAAAAAAAAAAAAA
Molecule: messenger RNA, 867 nt
Organism: Oryzias latipes (Japanese medaka)
Lineage: Eukaryota; Metazoa; Chordata; Actinopteri; Beloniformes; Adrianichthyidae
Source: RefSeq, a predicted model, not a curated record